Zonotrichia albicollis (white-throated sparrow) is the source of this 6782-nucleotide messenger RNA. The record is from RefSeq and is a predicted model, not a curated record. NCBI's taxonomy places the organism in Eukaryota, Metazoa, Chordata, Aves, Passeriformes, Passerellidae.
CCCGCGGCGGGCGCGGGUGGGGCCGCACGGAGCCGGAGCCGCAGCCGGAGCUGCCCGGCCCGGGUCCUGCGCUGGGCCCCUUCUGAUGAGAGGAUGGUUCUGCUCAGGCAGUUCAGGUUGCUGCUCUGGAAGAACUACAUCCUGCAGGUGGAGUAUGAGCUGCGCUUCAAGUACAGCCCCAGGAACGCCCCGCGGAGCGAGCAGACGGGGCUGAACCCCAACCUGGACCGGGACUGGCACACCAGUUACCUCUUCCCGCUCUUCCAGCUGCCCGGGCCCCGCGAGGCCAAGUUUGCUGAUGGGGGCACGCCAGGUUAUCUCCGGGAGGGGUUCCUGGCGGUGCAGCACGCGGUGGACAGGGCCAUCAUGCAGUACCACGGCGGUGCCAGCUCUGCCAGCCUGCUGGAGAACAUCACCGUGGUGGUGCAGCGCUUCCCCUUCCCAGCCUACGUCAACGACCUCUUCCUCCUGGCCAUCCAGAACCAGCUGCCCCUGCUGCUCAUGCUCAGCUUCACCUACACCUCGCUCAACAUCGUCCGCGCCGUCGUCCACGAGAAGGAGAAGAAGCUGAAGGAGUACAUGCACAUGAUGGGCCUCAGCAACUGGUUGCACUGGAGUGCCUGGUUCCUCAUGUUCUUCCUCUUCCUCCUGGUGUCCGUGUUCUUCGUCACCGUGCUCUUCUGUGUCAAGGUGAGUGAACAGGGAGCAGUGCUCACCAACAGUGACCCCACCCUGGUGUUCACCUUCCUCGCCGUCUUCUCCAUCUCCUCCAUCUCCUUCAACUUCAUGGUGAGCACCUUCUUCUCACGAGCAAACGUUGCAGCUGCUGCUGGUGGCUUCCUCUACUUCUUCUCCUACAUCCCCUACUUCUUCAUCUCGCCUCGUUACGACCUGAUGUCCCACAGCCAGAAGCUGGCGUCCUGCCUCAUCUCCAACGUGGCCAUGGCCAUGGGGGCGCAGCUCAUCGGCAUGUUUGAAGGGAAAGGGACUGGCAUCCAGUGGAGGGACCUCAUGAAGCCUGUUAGCGUGGAUGACAACUUCACCUUGGCCCAGGUGCUGGGGAUGCUGCUCCUGGACUCGGUGCUGUAUGGUGUGGUGGCCUGGUACGUGGAGGCUGUGUUCCCUGGGGAGUACGGUGUGCCACAGCCCUGGUACUUCUUCCUCACGCCCUCGUACUGGUGUGGGCGGCCCAGGACUGUUGUGGGGAAAGAGAAAGAGGAGGAGGAGGACCCUGAGAAAGCCCUGAAGAGUCAGUACAUUGAGGAGGAACCAGCUGACCUCGUGUCAGGCAUCAAAAUAAAGCACCUGUCCAAGGUCUUCAAAGUGGGAAACAAGACAAAAGAGGCAGUGAAGGACUUGACAGUGAACAUGUACGAGGGGCAGAUCACUGUCCUGUUGGGACACAACGGUGCUGGGAAGACCACCACUCUGUCCAUGCUCACAGGUCUGCACUCCCCAACGGGCGGGCAGGCCUACAUCAACGGCUACGAGAUCUCCCAGGACAUGGUGCUGAUCCGCCGCAGCCUGGGGCUGUGCCCCCAGCACGACGUCCUCUUCGACAACAUGACAGUGGAAGAGCACCUCCACUUCUAUGCAGGGCUGAAGGGAUACCCAGCCUCCAAGUGUCCUGAGGAGAUCACCCACAUCCUGAGGAUCCUGGGCCUGGAGGACAAGCGCCGCUCGCUGAGCAAGGCUCUGUCCGGGGGCAUGAAGCGCAAGCUGUCCAUCGGCAUCGCCCUCAUCGGGGACUCCAAGGUGGUGAUGCUGGAUGAGCCGACCUCGGGGAUGGACCCAGCCUCCCGCAGAGCCACGUGGGAUCUCCUGCAGCAGCAGAGGAGCAACAGGACCAUCCUGCUGACCACUCACUUCAUGGACGAAGCAGACCUGCUGGGGGACCGCAUAGCCAUCAUGGCCAAGGGCGAGCUGCAGUGCUGCGGCUCCUCGCUCUUCCUCAAGCGCAAAUACGGGGCUGGAUAUCAUAUGGUGAUGGUGAAGGAGCCCUACUGCAACCUGGGCGAGAUCUCCCGCCUCAUCUGCCAGUACGUGCCCAACGCCACCAUGGAGAGCAACGCCGGGGCAGAGCUGUCCUUCAUCCUGCCCAAGGAGAGCACCCACAGGUUUGAGGCCCUGUUCACGGAGCUGGAGCAGAGGCGGGAGGAGCUGGGCAUCGCCAGCUACGGCGCCUCGGUCACCACCAUGGAGGAGGUGUUCCUCAGGGUUGGGAAGCUCGUGGACUCCAGCAUGGAUAUCCAGGCCAUCCAGCUGCCUGCUCUGCAGUACCAGCACGAGAGGCGCUCCAACGACUGGGCCAUGGAUGACUCCAGCAGCCUGAGUGGCAUGACGGACAUGACGGACGACAGCGGGGCGCUCAUUACUGAGGACUGCUCCAGCAUCAAGCUCAACACCGGGUUCUACCUGUGCUGCCAGCAGUUCUACGCCAUGUUCAUGAAGCGGGCCAUGUACAGCUGGCGCAACUGGAAGAUGGUGGCGGCGCAGUUCCUCGUGCCUCUGAUCUUCACUGCCUUUGCCCUCAUCGUGGCCAAGAAGGGUGCUGGCGGGCCCCAACGCCUCCAUCACCGUCACCAACUACCCCCAGCCCCGCAACAUCACCGAGAAGGCCAAGGACCAGCUCAUGGAAGGCCAGACUGGCUUUGCCAUUGCUAUCAACCUGCUGUAUGGGAUGGCCUCUCUCGCCAGCACCUUCGCGCUGCUGCUGGUCAGCGAACGCGCCAUCAAGGCCAAGCACGUCCAGUUCGUCAGCGGCGUGUACGUGGUCAACUUCUGGCUUUCUGCCCUGCUCUGGGACAUCAUCAACUUCCUCAUCCCUUGUGCUCUGAUGUUGGUGAUAUUCCAAGCCUUCAACGUGCAAGCCUUCACCCAAGACAGCCACCUCGUUGACGUGAUGCUGAUCUUCCUCCUUUAUGGCUGGGCCAUCAUCCCCCUCAUGUACCUCCUCAGCUUCUUCUUCUCGGUGGCAGCCACGGCCUACACCCGUCUGACCAUCUUCAACAUCCUCUCCGGCACCGCCACCUUCCUCGCCGUCACCAUCAUGAGCAUCCCAGAGCUGGGCUUGGUGGACCUCUCCAAAACCCUGGAUAAAGUUUUUCUCAUCUUACCCAAUUACUGCUUGGGCCAGUGCAUCAGUGACUUCUACCAGAACUAUGAGUUCAUUCAGUUCUGCACCUCCUCUGUUGAAGCCAUCUUCAUCUGCAAGGCCUUCAAUAUCAGUUAUCAGAUGAACUACUUUUCCUGGGAGACCCCUGGGAUUGGGCGGUACCUGACCUCCUUGGCCAUCCAGGGUUUCUCCUUCCUCUUCCUCCUCUUCCUCAUUGAGACAAACCUUCUCUGGAGACUGAGAACUCUGGUCUGUGGCAUCUGCAGGCGGCGGAAAUGGGUGGCCCUGCUGAACAGGGUGUCUGUGCUGCCAGAGGACAGGGACGUGGCAGAUGAGAGGAAAAAGGUUUUGGAGUCACCACCAGAACUGCUGUCGUCUCUCAGCAGCCCUCUGGUCAUCAAGGAGCUGACCAAGGUCUAUGACAGCCGGGAGUCCCUGCUGGCAGUGGACAGGAUCUCCUUGGCCGUCAGCAAAGGGGAAUGCUUUGGUCUCCUUGGCUUCAACGGAGCGGGCAAAACCACCACCUUCAAGAUGCUGACGGGUGACGAGAGCAUCACAUCGGGGGACGCCUUUGUGGAUGGCCACAGCAUUCUGGCCAACAUCAAGAAGGUGCAGCAGAGGAUCGGGUACUGCCCGCAGUUUGACGCGCUGCUGGAGCACAUGACGGGCCGCGAGACGCUGAGCAUGUACGCGCGGCUGCGCGGCAUCCCCGAGCGCUACAUCGGCAGCUGCGUGGAGAACAUGCUGCGGGGGCUGCUCCUGGAGCCGCACGCCGACAAGCUCGUCAGGACCUACAGCGGUGGGAACAAGCGGAAGCUGAGUGCUGGCAUUGCCCUCAUUGGUGGCCCCCCUGUGAUCUUCCUGGACGAGCCCUCCACUGGCAUGGACCCCGUGGCCCGGCGCUUGCUCUGGGACGCAGUGACACGGACACGGGAGUGUGGCAAAUCCAUCAUCUUCACCUCCCACAGCAUGGAGGAGUGCGAGGCACUGUGCACACGACUGGCCAUCAUGGUGAAUGGGCAGUUCAAGUGCCUGGGCAGCCCCCAGCACCUCAAAAGCAAGUUUGGUAGUGGAUACACCUUGCUGGCCAAAACCCGGAGCGAGGAGGAGGGUGAGCUGCAGGCCUUCAAGGCCUUCGUGGAGAAGACUUUCCCAGGCAGUGUCCUGAAGCAUGAGCACCAGGGCAUGGUGCAUUACCACUUGACCAACAAGAACCUCAGCUGGGCACAGGUCUUUGGGGCCCUGGAGAAAGCCAAAGAGAAAUAUCGCUUGGAGGACUACUCGGUGAGCCAGAUCUCCCUGGAGCAGGUCUUCAUGAGCUUCACUCGCUUCCAGCACUACACAGAGGACAGAGGGAAAUGAGCCCCUGGUGCCCCGGCACGGACUGGCCCUCAGCCUAUACAUAGUAUAUAUAGAGACAGUAAUUUAUAUAUCGGCGUGUCUUAAAUACUGUAUCAAUGUAAACCUUCCCAGCGAGGGUGAGGGGAUGGCAGCUCCUGGCUGCCAGCGCUCCGGGGUGCGUGGGUGUGCGUGUGUGUGCGCAUGUGACACUGCCACUCUCCAGCCUUCUUCAUCCAUACAGCAAAAAACUCCACCCAAAAACCCGGGAGAGCCUGGAUGGGUGGAGAGGGGCGUUGGAUUUGGGAUGGCAGAGGAGGAUCCCCUGUGCUCCCUCCUCCCUGCCCUCACUCACACCCAGCGGGACGCGCCCCGCGCUCCUCACCCGCAUGUCCCUGUGUUGUUUGGUGGUUGCUCGUGGUUUAGCAGGAGCCUGUCACAUAGCUCAGAUCCAAACCGUCCUUGGGGCAGCAGGAUGUGCUGGGAUUGCCCCUGGGAGCACUUUGUGUGCAGCGAGGGGGACAGCUCAGCUCCUCUCUGGCACCUGCCUGGCAUGGAAAGAGGAGGCUCUGUCUCCUUUAAGCGCCAGGGAAAGCUUGCCAAGCGUGGCUCGAGGAGCUGGCUCUGGCCCCAGCUGUGCAGGGGGAGCUGUGGUGCCAGGAGCUGGCUCUGGGUGAGAGGUAGCCAUGGAGCAGUGCCCAGAGCUCAGCCUCAGAACAACACGUGAUGGGCAGGGCUGGGAGCCAGAGCUGGGGGCAGUGAGGGGUGCCCAGGGACACUGCAGGGACGGGUGAGAGGUCCCUGGGGACGCUGUGGGUUGAGGGAGAGGUGCUGCAGGGUCUUGGCUGUGCUCUGUGGGAUGGGUAUGAAGUGUCACAGGGUGCCCAGGGAUGCUGGUGGCCUCAGUGCUGUGCCCAUGCAGGGGCUCUGCCAGCAGCACUGCCCCACACUGUGCAGGGCAGCCACAGGAGCAGCGUGAAGCCAGCGAUGCCCUCGCUGUGCCCAUGUCCUGCUGAGCUCACCCCUUUACACCCCACACAGCUCCAACCUGACCACAUCUGUCCUGCAUCUGCCUCCUCAUCCCCUCUGCCCCUGACCAGGCUGUGCCAGCAGCAGGCAGGAGUAAAGGCCCUGUCCUGCCCCUGCCUGGCUCCAGGAUGCUGCUGGGCACCAGCAUUGCCCAGCCUUGCCUGGGCCCAGUUGGAGGAGGCAGCUCCUUUUUGGAGUUUCCCAGUGACUGGGUUGGGGUUUUUUUUGUUUGUUUGUUGGAAAUCUGUGUUGAUUCUUGUCUGUCCUUAACUAGUCCCUGUGUCACCUGGGGCAGCCCCUUGGGAGCUGCCCCAUGAUCAAUGCAGAGCUAUUUGCACUAUAGUACUACACACAAUUGCACAUAAUUAAUAUUUAUGGCAAGGGGGGCUGAUUCCCUCCCAGUGAUUGCAUUGUCAGGGGUUGGGUUAUAUUUUUGGGUUGGGUUUUCAUUUUUUUCCUUGUGACUGACUCAUUUAUUCCUGUUCCAUUCCUUUCCUUUGCCUAAUGUUGUUGUUCAGAACAAUGGUGCAUCAUGUUACUAAGAAUUUCCCUGGAUCUUAAAGCUGUGUGCUUUUAUUAGUCAGCAGCCAGCAGGUGCAUGGCCUGCUCUGACACCUUGGAGUCCUGUGGAGUUGCUGGCAGGGAGGGAUUGCACCCUGGGAGCAUCCUGGUGGGCAGCAGAGCCAGCCACUGCCAGGGCACCAUGCAGGGGGAAUCCCAGCAGCAGGGACUGUCCCAGGGAGGGAAGGGAAAGGGGGGGGAUGCUUUUAGCUGGGAGGGUGGGCUGGCAGUGCCCUGAGCACAGCAGUAACUGUUCAUGUUGGCUCUGGUGCCCCUGCAAGGCUUGGUGCUGGGUGGGGACACGGAGGCAGCUUCAGCCCCUCCCUGCCCCCGAUGCCAUGGCAGAGCUGGGGCAGAGUCCACGCAGGGCUGGCAUCCCCUGGGCCCAGCCCUCCAUCGCUCUGGGGCCACCCUGGCCUGAAUGAAGGAGGUGUUAUGGCAGCAGCAUUCCCUGUCCCAGGGCUGGAGCACCCUGCCUGGCAGCGAGGCAGGCACUGUGGGCUGUGCGUGGUGCUGCUCCUGAUUUCAGUCACAGCCACAGUGCCAGGUGUGCCAGCCUGGGGCUGGGAGCAGGACCAGGAGUGCUCCAUGGGCAGGUGCCAGGGGCACAGCUGCUGCUGGCACUGCUCUGGCCUCCCAGGUGGGAGAAGCAACACAGCUCCUGGCCAGCUUCUACUCCCCCCUGGCUGCAGUGUGGUUGUUCCCCUCAUAGGAAUAAUAAAGAUGAUUUUGUUUUCCA